Messenger RNA from Tarenaya hassleriana, 441 nucleotides. Its product is annotated as ethylene-responsive transcription factor ERF095. The transcript has a single exon. NCBI's taxonomy places the organism in Eukaryota, Viridiplantae, Streptophyta, Magnoliopsida, Brassicales, Cleomaceae. Bases 1 to 441 code for a protein of 146 amino acids. Gene Ontology annotation, biological process: regulation of DNA-templated transcription; ethylene-activated signaling pathway. The record is from RefSeq and is a predicted model, not a curated record. Gene Ontology annotation, molecular function: DNA binding; DNA-binding transcription factor activity.
AUGGAACAUAACAACAACGGCAACAACAAGUGCAGAUACUCAAACUCCGACACAACUACCGCCACCGGACAGGUUAAGUACAGAGGCGUACGGAGGCGCCCGUGGGGCAAAUACGCGGCCGAGAUACGUGAUUCGGCUCGGCACGGGGCACGGGUUUGGCUUGGGACAUUCGAAACGGCCGAGGAGGCGGCUCGGGCCUACGACCGAGCCGCCUACGCCAUGAGAGGCUCAUUGGCUAUCCUGAAUUUCCCCCACGAGUACCCCACGGGUAGACAUUCCGGCGGGGCCUCCUCCUCCGCGGCCGCGGCCACAGCUGCUACUUCCUACGGCGGAGAUGGCGGGAAGGAAGUGAUAGAGUUUGAGUAUUUGGAUGAUAGUUUGUUGGAGGAGCUCCUAGAAUACGGGGAGAGUUAUGGUAAAAACACUCCUAACGAAGAUUAA